Messenger RNA from Setaria italica (foxtail millet), 1025 nucleotides. Its product is annotated as peptide methionine sulfoxide reductase B1, chloroplastic. Gene Ontology annotation, molecular function: peptide-methionine (R)-S-oxide reductase activity. The record is from RefSeq and is a predicted model, not a curated record. NCBI's taxonomy places the organism in Eukaryota, Viridiplantae, Streptophyta, Magnoliopsida, Poales, Poaceae. Gene Ontology annotation, biological process: response to oxidative stress; protein repair. The coding region runs from base 80 to 775 and encodes 231 amino acids. The transcript has 6 exons. Gene Ontology annotation, cellular component: cytoplasm.
GCACCGUUUUACGGUUACCAGCGUGUGCCACCAAGCAUCAGAGCCCCGUGCCAGUGCCACAAAACCUGAACGAGUAUCGAUGGCGGCACGGUGCUAUACUGCUGCUACCGUGGUCUUCUCUUCCAGAGCAGGAGCGCCCGACCUCUCCCUUUCCCUCCCGGCCGCCGCCGCCGCAGCGGUUCCGUCGGCGCGUCCAGGACCGAGAGGAGCGUGGACGUACGGAGGAGGGUACAGCCACAGGCCAGCCACAGGCCGAGCCAUGGGCUCCGCGCCGUCUUCAUCGUCGUUUCCGUCGCCGCAGACGCCGCCAGGACAAGCCCAAGAAAAUGAUGCAGACUUCUUGGUGCAACAUUGGAUGGCAAUGGUGCAACAUUGGAUUGAAAAGGCAAAUACAUCCCUGACUGAAGAGGAGUGGAAGAAGCGGCUGACUAAAGAGCAGUAUUACGUCACUCGGCAGAAGGGCACGGAGAGAGCAUUCACUGGGGAAUACUGGAACACUAAAACACCAGGCAUUUAUCACUGUGUCUGCUGUGACACUCCUCUGUUUGAAUCAUCGACCAAGUUUGACAGUGGUACUGGAUGGCCAUCAUACUACAAACCUAUUGGUGAUAAUGUCAAGAGCAAGCUUGAUAUGUCAAUCAUAUUCAUGCCACGGACCGAGGUGCUUUGUGCUGCUUGUGAUGCUCAUCUGGGGCAUGUCUUUGAUGAUGGGCCACCACCAACAGGGAAGAGAUACUGCAUAAACAGUGCAUCUCUGAAAUUGAAACCUCAAUAGUCGCUGGAUGCUGUAAGAUGAAGUCAACCAUGACACUGUGCCGUCCCUCGUAAACUUUGCUGUUUGAGUUUUAUUUUAUUUAAUGUUGUCUGCGCGGAUGGUUUUAACUUUGUUACGCGCGCAUCUAAAGUAUGAAAGGGCGAUUGGCCAAUAAGAUAAAUGCUAAUAUUGCAGUGUCGUGUGUUGAUAUAAAUCUCUAGUGUCUGAACUUCGCAAAGAAGAGCUCCGUUAAUUCAUUAUAUUUCUGAUC